Anthonomus grandis grandis is the source of this 3222-nucleotide messenger RNA. It is a transcript of the gene AlaRS-m, whose product is annotated as alanine--tRNA ligase, mitochondrial. The transcript has 12 exons. Lineage: Eukaryota; Metazoa; Arthropoda; Insecta; Coleoptera; Curculionidae. The record is from RefSeq and is a predicted model, not a curated record. The coding region runs from base 198 to 3161 and encodes 987 amino acids. Gene Ontology annotation, molecular function: ATP binding; amino acid binding; nucleic acid binding. Gene Ontology annotation, biological process: tRNA modification; alanyl-tRNA aminoacylation. Gene Ontology annotation, cellular component: cytoplasm; mitochondrion.
CCUCGAUUAGUGCCGGUGCAACCCGGUGUAUCCACCAGUGAAUUCUGAAAAGCGCCCAUACGCACCUUUAGAUUUGACAGCUCCUACAAAAAUGUGAGGUUAUGCUCCGAAAAAAAAUUUCAAAAAUCUUUUAAAUAUUUUUCAAAAAAAAAGACAUAAUACAUAUACAAAUUUUCUGUGCAUUUAAAAUCAAAAAAAUGAAUCCUCACAUGUAUUACUGCCUAUUAACAUACCAAAGGACAUUUAAGUAUCACAUAACUCGUCGUAAAAUUAGCAAAUAUUUACACAAAGAUAUAUCGGCGAAAAAUAUCCGGCAAAGUUUCCUUGAUUAUUUUUUAAAGCGGCAAGAUCAUGUGUUUAUCCGUUCGAGUCCAGUGGUGCCUUUUUGUGACCCCACCGUCCCGUUUGUUAAUGCUGGAAUGAAUCAGUUUAAAGGGAUCUUCCUUGGGAAUCAAAUUCCCCACUUUACCAAGGUUGCCAAUAGUCAAAAGUGUAUUAGAGUAGGCGGUAAACAUAAUGACCUUAAUGUGGUGGGCAAAGAUGGGUACCAUCACACCUUUUUUGAAAUGCUCGGCAACUGGUCCUUCGGGGAAUAUUUUAAGGAAGAUGCUUGUAAAAUGGCUUGGGAAUUGUUGACACAAGUGUAUAAAAUACCCCCAACAAAGUUAUAUGUAACAUACUUUUCUGGUGAUGACAAAUUAGGCCUUAAGAGUGACUUGGAAACAAAAGAAAUUUGGAAGAAUUUGGGCAUCAAUGAAAAACGAAUUCUCCCUUAUGGCACCAAAGACAACUUUUGGGAAAUGGGAGUAACUGGACCAUGUGGACCCUGUACAGAAAUCCAUUAUGACCAUUUAGGAACCACCAACAGAUCCGAGUUUGUUAAUCGGGGUUUAUACGAUCUCACUGAAAUAUGGAACCUUGUUUUUAUACAGUACAACAGGUUAUCCGACGGAUCUAUAGUACCAUUGCCAAAAAGCCAUGUUGACACUGGUUUGGGAUUAGAAAGGUUAUGUUGUGCCUUGCAAGGCACCUUGAGCACUUAUGAUACAGAUUUGUUCGAUUAUCUCAUUAAAGCGAUCGAAAAGAACUGUAUUAAUGUUCCAAAAUAUAGCGGCCAUUUUGGGGAACAAGACUGGAAUGAUUUGGAUGCUUCUUACAGAAUUUUGGCAGAUCAUGUGAGGAUGCUCACAGUCUGUUUGGCCGAUGGGGUUGUUCCCGAACAAAAUCAGAAAUUAAGAAGGAUUAUCCGAAAGUGCCUUGUAUUAAGUCAAACGGUUUUUGGUAAUGAAAGAGGCUUGAUUAAGGAGCUUACGAACUAUGUUGUCGAGAAUCUGGGUGAUGUUUAUCCGGAAAUGGAACGCAAUAUUUCAUUGGUUCAUCAAAUAUUGGACUAUGAAGAAGAGGUUUACCGCGCUAUUCACAACGAGGCGAAAAAGGAAUGGACGAAAUUCGCCUUAAAUCACCCCAACCUGCCCAAUAUCGACUCUAUUGAUAUCACACCGAGUUUUAUUAAGGCAUUUAAAGAGCUACACCUAAAUAAAGUUGAAGAAAUCGACGAAAAUUUGGCUUAUAAACUGUACGACACUCACGGUUUCGACGCGGAGGGAAUCCAGACAUUGGCACAACUGUUAAACAUAAAAUUUAACGAGGAAACUUUUACGAAAAAAAUGGAUCAGAUUAAACUCAAGUCGAAAUCAAAUCGGGAAAUUUUAGUGGCGGAUCAACCGAUCGGUCUGCCUCCGACAGAUGAUUCAGACAAGUAUUGCUACAGUAAAACUUCUGGGCAAUACAAUUUUCCAGAGACUCACUGCCAAGUGAUUCAAAUAUUGGCAGAUGGCGCUCUCGUCUUGGACAAAACUAAUUUAUAUUCAGAAUCCGGGGGGCAACAGUCCGAUACUGGAACAAUUAAAUUCGAAAAUGGAGCGACUUUUUUCGUGCACCAACUGGAGAACGUCCGAAAUACCAUCAUACAUAAAGGAAAUUUAUCGAGUGGGACUGUAAAACCUGGUUUAAAAGGUUCCAUCACGAUUAAUCAGCAGAGACGUCUGGGGGCGAUGCGGAAUCAUACCUGCGCCCAUCUACUGAAUGCCGCGAUAAAGAAAAUUAAAAGCGCUACCUGUCAGAAGUCGAGUAAAGUAACCGACAAGUUUGUGAAUUUAGACGUGUCGGUAUUCGGGCCUAAAUUGAACGUGGAAGACGUGGUUAAAGUAGAGGAAAUCGUCAACGGAGUGAUCGCAGAUAAGGCGGAGGUGCGGGUGAGUACCACGGACAGUCAGGGCCUGUACAGUUUGGAUAAUGUGACUUUGAUACCAGGAGAGGUGUAUCCGGAUAGGGAGAUCCGAUUGGUGGAGGUGGAGGGUUGUGGAACAAGUUUUGUAUCAAGAGAACCAUGUUGCGGUACUCACGUCCUAAACACUGGAGACUUAGAGGAUUUUUGCGUGGUUAGUUUAAAAUCUUUAGGAAGAAGCAGCACAUCUUUGCACGGAGUCACUGGCGAUCGGGCUAAAUUGGCGCGAAAAAACGCUGAAGAAUUGGCGGAAGAUUUAGCUUUAUUUAAAGCGUCUGUACAGGAGUAUUUGGAUAAGCCAGAAGUGUUGGAAAUGGGAAUCUUAUCUUUAAAAAAAAGACUAAAUUAUGAAGUAACUGAUGAUCUCAUACUACCAUAUGCUUAUAAGCAAGGAGUGAUAGAGGAGUUGAAUGAUAUUUCUAGACAGAUUAAGGACAAGAGUAACGAGGAUUUAAGGAACUUCGUGAUCAUGGAAAUGCAAGACGCAUUAAAGAACAAAGUGGAACUAACGAAAUCCCAAAAAAAAUUCAUGGUUCAUUAUUUGAGAAGUUCGAUGAUGUUCGAGUCCGUCCCAUUACAAAGAGCCACAACGUUAUGCUCAGAUAUGCCCGUGAUCGUUAUCGCGUAUUCCGACAGCAUUGUCAAAGCCAGGUGCUGUGUUCCUCAAGAGUUCCAAACUGAAGAUUUCGAUGCGGAAAAGUGGCUGCGAGAGGCCGUUGCUUCCGUCUUUGAAAGUAAAACGACGUCGCAAAAAGUGCAAAAUGGGGUUUUGGUGUCGAACAUGAAAGGGAAAAAGGUGCACGUGCAAGAAUGGCAUCGCUUGCUGGAAGAAAGUAUCAACAGUGCCAAGAAAUACAUUAAUGAGAAGCUUUAAUUAAAUUUAUAGUAGUUUAUUUUUUUUUAUACUUGCAUUUUUAAUAUAAUUGUUUGUUUUC